AUGGGCAUAUGUAAAUCUAAACCCUCAAAAAACUCUUAACCUUAAUUUUAAUCCUCUCCUACAGUCUGCAUAACUCCAAUCAUAAAUCAAAAAAAUAAAAAUAAAAAGCAAAACCAAAAACCAAAAAAAAUUACAUUUUAUGAAGAAGUAAUUAUACAAAAAGAAGAGCUAUCAAAUCAAAAAAGCUAUUCUCCUCCACCAAAGCUUUGUUUUUGUAGUAGCAAUUAAAGUUCUAAUAAAGAUUUUUUAUUGGGAUUGAUGAGGAUACCAAAAGAAAGAUAGAAUUAAGUAGCCUAAGCAAUAUAAAGCAAGCAAACGCUGUUUGGGAAAACACUAAGAUUUUCAAAUUCAACGAAAAAAGGACAAAGAGAUGGAUUUAAGGAUUCACCAUUAAGAUAAUGA
This is a messenger RNA of Paramecium sonneborni, 402 nucleotides long. Lineage: Eukaryota; Ciliophora; Oligohymenophorea; Peniculida; Parameciidae. The record is from the annotation of a GenBank genome assembly.